This is a messenger RNA of Sebastes umbrosus (honeycomb rockfish), 3380 nucleotides long. It is a transcript of the gene slc38a4, whose product is annotated as solute carrier family 38 member 4. The transcript is spliced from 16 exons. The coding region runs from base 513 to 2156 and encodes 547 amino acids. The record is from RefSeq and is a predicted model, not a curated record. Lineage: Eukaryota; Metazoa; Chordata; Actinopteri; Perciformes; Sebastidae. Gene Ontology annotation, molecular function: amino acid transmembrane transporter activity. Gene Ontology annotation, biological process: amino acid transmembrane transport.
CUGUUCUAUCUAUUUAUAAGUUUUCCUUUUAAAUGUGAAAGUGUAAAUAAUAAGUGUUAAUACUUUUUUCCUAGGUGGUGUCCCAAGUUAUGUCUCUGUCAUUGGCCGUCUUGUUCAUUUCUAUUGAGGCAGACAUGCCAUGUGUGUUUGUGUGUGUAUUGGGGGAGUUAUGAGGGUGCUCAAAGAAGGAGGGGCCUGAGUGAACUCUGUCUGUCCUCAUUGGUCGAUACAGGCCCUCCCUUCUCCCUUUUAAAAGCCUGCUUUCUCACCUGAGAUACAAAAGAGCUGCAGCUCCUUGCCCAUUCACUUGUCUGUCAUCUAUCUCGAGAUUAAAUUUAUACGAAAAAAGAAAAUAAAGGAGCAAUCCAGGAACCUCUUAAAGGAACUUUUGAUUGAGUCUAACAACGUCUAGCCGAGGUUGAGGAAGAAGCACAUCACCGCCUUGUGAACUGUAAACCCUGAGACCUUAGAAAAACGGACCUUCCCCGCCUCUCGCCCUGCUGUGCACAACUAUGCCGGGAUCCGUGGAUCGUAUGGAGCUAAGGAAAGUCUCCACAGAGGCCGACGAUGACAGCAACGACAGCCUGGACGACCGUUUCACGGAGCCUAUCGACGCAGAGAAGGCCACCAUCGACAGCCAGUUUAUGGAUGACAACGAAGACGGAGAAAGCCAGAAGUUCCUGUCGAAUGGGUUGAUGAAGAAGAAGAAAUAUGAGGAGUACCACGAAGAAUAUCAUCCCGGCCACACCUCCUUCGGGAUGUCGGUCUUCAACUUGAGCAACGCCAUCAUGGGCAGCGGCAUCCUGGGCCUGUCCUUCGCCAUGGCAAACACCGGCAUCGUGCUCUUUACAAUCCUCCUCAUCGGCGUGGCCAUCCUCUCCCUGUAUUCUGUGCAUCUGCUCCUUAUGACAGCUAAAGAAGGAGGAUCCCUCAUCUACGAGAAGCUGGGAGAGAGGGCAUUUGGUUGGCCUGGAAAAAUGGCAGCGUUUGGAUCCAUAAUAAUGCAGAAUAUUGGAGCCAUGUCCAGCUACCUCUUUAUCGUGAAGUAUGAGCUACCCGAAGUCAUCCGAGCAUUCUUGGGUUUAGAGGAAAUCACUGGUGAAUGGUACAUGAACGGGAACUACCUGGUGGUGUUCGUGUCGAUCGGAAUCAUUCUGCCUUUGUCUCUUCUUAAAAACCUGGGCUACCUGGGCUACACCAGCGGCUUCUCUCUUUCCUGCAUGGUCUUCUUCCUCGGGGUGGUGAUCUACAAGAAGACCCAGCUGCCCUGCCCUCUUCCUUUCUUCUACCACCACUCGUCCAACCUCAGCAUGAACGCCUCGGUCAUGCCGGGGCUGUACCCGCCGCUGAACAGCUCGGCGCACAUGGAUUUCUCCCGGGCCGACGUUUCCCCGGCGGUGCCCGGCAUCCACGACGCUCACCACUCCACCGGCGUCCACGUCGAGCCCCAUCCCGACGACGAGGAGAUGUGCACGCCCAAAUACUUUGUCUUCAACUCGCAGACGGCAUACACUCUUCCCAUCCUGGCCUUCGCCUUCGUCUGCCAUCCUGAGGUCCUGCCUAUCUACAGUGAGCUGAGAGAUCGCAGCCGGAAAAAGAUGCAGAACGUCUCCAACCUGUCCAUCUUGACUAUGCUCAUCAUGUACAUGCUGUCGGCGCUGUUUGGCUACCUCACCUUUUAUGAAAACGUGGAGGCAGAGUUGCUCCACACCUUCACCAAGGUGUACAAGUUUGACACCAUGUUGCUGCUGGUGCGUCUGGCUGUCCUCACCGCCGUCACUCUGACUGUCCCCAUCGUGCUGUUCCCUAUACGCUCCUCCAUCAACACACUGCUGUUCAGCGGUCGAGAGUUCAGCUGGACUCGCCACAUGCUGAUUGCCGCCGCCGUCCUGGCCUUCAACAACAUGCUGGUCAUCUUCGUCCCCACCAUCAGGGACAUCUUCGGCUUCAUCGGUUCCUCUGCAGCCACGAUGCUCAUCUUUAUCCUCCCAGCUGCCUUUUACAUCCGCCUGGUAAAAUCAGUGCCGUUCCGCUCCCCGCAGAAAAUCGGGGCGUUCAUCUUCAUGGUCGUGGGAGUCGUCUUCAUGAUUGGCAGCUUGUCACUCAUCGUCCUCGACUGGGUGCACAACCCCCCAGGCUCCAGCGAUGGUCACUAAGAUCCCUCUUAGAUUCACAUUUAACAAGUGCAGCAAACCCCCUCCUCCACCACCCCCACCCCGACCAUCUCAGCUGGUCAAACAUCUGGGAACAGGGUUCAUCAGUGGUUCCUUUCAUCAAAUCACAAACAUCAAUCAUAAUCAUAUGGACAUAAUGUGCUGCACCGAGUUAAGACAUCUUCAGUUUUUUUCCCCUCAGAGAAUAUCACUGGAGGGAGACUUUUUUUGCUCGGUUUCUAUUUUUUUUGUCGUUGCUGUAAAAGUUCUGGAUGUGGCACAAACACAAACCGGGAGAGGGGGAAACACUCUGGUUUAAUGUGCCACCAAGACAGCCUGAAAAUCCUUGUCAUCUUCCUUAUUAUUUCCAGCUCAUGAAGAGACGGAACAAACACAAAGGCUACUGUGCAGCCCUCACCUGAAGCAGAUCUGUGAACUGAGAUUUGCAGGGUUGGAAAAAGACAAUGCAUGUCCCCUCAGUCCUCUGUGCACUUGAAGGAGACAUUUGGAGGCGGAGGUGUGUCGUCGUCCUCCGUGGAACAAGGAGCACUUCUAGCAUUACGUAUCACUUUGACUAGACAUAGUGAAACACAUCUACACCUGUAUUUUUCGGCCCAAAACAAAAAGGUUAAUCAAUAAUUGUUAAAAGUUUGUUUUUAUUUUUGCUGCUCUGCUACAUGUUAACAAUCAGAAGCUUUGCCAAAGUCUACAUGCACAUACAGUUUUAAGUCGAUCGGGUUCAUGCACUCUCUCAAGGAUCUUCCUUGCCGGCUGUUUUCAUCCUGGAAGCGAGGAGAUGCUUUCAGUAUUACUGUCACAGAGGGAUCUGAACAUGCAAGGUAUUAAUGUACAUAUUUAAGUGUGUCUACUGAAAAAAAACUUUACUCACUCAUACGGCUCUUUUCAAUUCUGCUAAGCGAUCAUUUCCGACAUGCAGUAUAUAAUAUACACCUGCUAAAUAAUUUAUUUGGCACGUCAUAUAGGUGUAAAUAAAACCAUAGGUUGUUAUUUUUUAUAAAUAAUCGGCAAAAAAAGUAUGUAUGAACAACUAUUUAUAAUAUGCAGCUUACAAAAAAUGCUAUUGGACAAUUAAAAAGUGAAUUAAAUUCAACCAAAAGAGCCAAACAUUUGUAAAAUUCAACAUGCCAAGAUUUUAGUUAAAUAUUUUCAUCUCGUGCCAUAGGCUACUAUCACAUCAUGCUGACAGAAAAUCCAUAUUCUCUCCAA